Molecule: messenger RNA, 537 nt
Organism: Cladocopium goreaui
Lineage: Eukaryota; Dinophyceae; Suessiales; Symbiodiniaceae
Source: the annotation of a GenBank genome assembly
AUGAACAGCCAGAUGCACUUUGUGCAGAGCGCCGCUCUGAUUUCGAUCCUGCAGGGAUUCGUUGCUCCAUUGGACGACACCAUACUUCCGGGACGCGUGGACAAACUGGAAGCUUGGUGCAAAGCAUUCCAUGCCAUUAUAGCCUAUCUUGGGAAACCUCCCUACUUGAAUUCCAUGUGGUUUUGGUGGGAGUCGACAGCCAACACACUGGCCUUUGUGGAAGCUAAAAUGUUCCCGGAACAGCCGGUCAUGACACAAACGCACGUGGCUGCAUCGGAGUCCAAGCGACCCAUCCAUCACCUUGGUCUUGACGCAUGGAAACUUAACAACAAGAAUUUGAUCCGACCAGCCUGGGAGGAGCUAGUCAGUUUCAGUGACUGGCUCUACAGUGCUUACGACCCCACUUUGAACGCGGACAUCUUCGAAUCCCUUGAAGAUUGCCUCUUGUUACUUGAAUCGGCCGGUCAUGCCUGCGGCCUCGACGUUUGUGCGUGCAGACCCUUUGAAGUGGCAGCGGGCUCAGGGGGCAGCAAGUAG